CCCACACUUCCAGAGCUGACUGCACGAAUUGAGAAGCAAGCAAACAAUGAGCAUCUCUACCAAGUCCACAAAGCCCUUCGGGGGUCAGAAGCCAGGUACCUCGGGUCUCCGAAAGAAGGUCAAAGUAUUUGAACAGCCCGGGUAUACUGAGAAUUUCGUGCAGGCAAUCAUCUCUGCAGUGGAGCCUGCCGCGAGAGGAGCUACACUUGUUGUUGGAGGUGAUGGUCGAUACUACAACAAGACAGCCAUCCAGUUUAUCGCCAAGAUUGCCGCUGGUAAUGAAGUUUCAAAACUCAUCAUUGGACAGAACGGUAUUCUCAGUACACCUGCUACGUCGCACAUCAUCCGCAAGCGACAGGCUACUGGUGGUAUCUUGUUGACUGCCUCACACAACCCUGGUGGUCCUACCCAGGACUUUGGCAUCAAGUACAACUUGGCCAAUGGAGGACCAGCACCCGAGUCAGUCACCAAUGCCAUCUACAAGACAACCACCACAAUCAGCGAGUACAAAUGGGCUGAGAUUGGUGAAAUUGACUUGGACACCAUUGGCACCAAGACGUAUGGCAAUCUCGAGGUUGAAAUCAUCGACUCAGUUACCGACUACCUCGCCAUGCUCAAGGACAUUUUCGACUUUGACCUCAUCAAGUCAUUCCUCAAGUCGAAGCCAGACUACAAGAUCUUGUUUGAUGGGUUGUCUGGUGUCACAGGGCCUUAUGCCAAGGCUAUCUUUGACGAGGAACUCGGCUUGAAAAACUCCACACAAAACUGCGAAGCCCUCGAAGACUUUGGCGGUGGUCACCCGGAUCCCAACUUGACAUACGCGCACACACUCGUUGAAAAGGUGGAUGCCAACAGGAUUCACUUUGGCGCUGCAUCUGACGGUGACGGUGAUCGCAAUAUGAUUUACGGCUACAAGGCCUUUGUUUCGCCCUCUGACUCUGUUGCUGUGAUUGCACACCACGCAGACUUUAUUCCUUACUUCAAGAAACAAGGUGUGUAUGGUCUUGCUCGCUCAAUGCCUACCUCUGGCGCCCUUGACUUGGUCGCAAAGAAGAAAGGCCUCAACUGCUACGAAGUGCCAACAGGUUGGAAGUUCUUUUGCUCUCUCUUUGAUGACAAGCGCCUCUCCAUUUGCGGUGAAGAGUCCUUUGGUACGGGCUCCAACCACAUUCGCGAAAAGGACGGUCUUUGGGCUGUGGUUGCUUGGCUCAACAUCAUUGCAGGUGUGAGCCAAGAGCAGCCUGGCAAGGAGGGUAUCAGCGAUAUUUUAAUGGACUUUUGGAAGACGUACGGCCGAACCUUCUUCUCUCGCUAUGAUUACGAGGAGAUCGAAUCGGCGGAUGCCAACAAGGUCAUUGACCAUGUUGCAGCACAAAUUGCAAAAUCUGACUUUGUUGGCUCGACUCCCGUCAAGGGCUUUACUGUUGCUGAAGCGGGCGAUUUCGAGUACAAGGAUAUUGUUACUGGUGAGGUGGCUUCGCACCAAGGUCUCUACAUCAAGUUUGAGGGUGGCGACCGGCUCGUUGUGCGUCUGUCUGGUACCGGCUCUUCCGGCGCCACUAUCAGGCUAUAUGUCGAAAAGUACGAGACGGACGAGAGCAAGUAUGAGCUUGAUGCACAAGAUGGUCUCAAGAGUCUGAUUUCUGCCGCUCUGGAUAUUCUUCAGCUCGAGAAGUUCACAGGUCGUGCAAAGCCAACUGUCAUUACGUAGAUCUAGUACUUAGUCUAACUAGUAAGACUAUGCAAGCCACUCAAAGUCAUAGACCAUUUCUGACG
This is a messenger RNA of Protomyces lactucae-debilis, 1776 nucleotides long. RefSeq lists its product as uncharacterized. The record is from RefSeq and is a predicted model, not a curated record. Gene Ontology annotation, biological process: carbohydrate metabolic process. Gene Ontology annotation, cellular component: cytosol. The coding region runs from base 47 to 1711 and encodes 554 amino acids. The transcript is spliced from 2 exons. Lineage: Eukaryota; Fungi; Ascomycota; Taphrinomycetes; Taphrinales; Protomycetaceae. Gene Ontology annotation, molecular function: magnesium ion binding; phosphoglucomutase activity.